Syngnathus acus (greater pipefish) is the source of this 4250-nucleotide messenger RNA. RefSeq names its product spinster homolog 2 (Drosophila) (gene spns2). Gene Ontology annotation, biological process: transmembrane transport; lipid transport; sphingosine-1-phosphate receptor signaling pathway. NCBI's taxonomy places the organism in Eukaryota, Metazoa, Chordata, Actinopteri, Syngnathiformes, Syngnathidae. Gene Ontology annotation, cellular component: membrane. Bases 207 to 1724 code for a protein of 505 amino acids. The transcript is spliced from 13 exons. Gene Ontology annotation, molecular function: sphingolipid intramembrane carrier activity; transmembrane transporter activity. The record is from RefSeq and is a predicted model, not a curated record.
AGACAACUCAGGAGCGCACUGGCCCUCAGUCACUACACACUGGUGGAAAAAUAUGAUCCCGAGAAGAGCUCAUCCUGCGCUCCAGCUUUCCAGACAACACUUCCACAGCGACUAAUUUCACCGCUCACUGUGGUCGCUGUUCAAGUAUCCCUCCCCUCCCUCUUGAGUUUUUUUUUUUUUUUCUCCUCCAGCCACUUUGCACCAGAAUGUGCGUGGAAGGUGAUGGAUGCGAGCUGGAAGGCUGCAGUAAUUUGGAUGAAGUGCGCACGCUGUCUGGCAGCAUGAGCCCCGCACUCAAAUCCAACCCGGACCUCCACGCCUGCAAACCCGGACAGAAAUUUCGCGCUGCGCUGCUCCGAUGUCGCUCGCCGGUGGUCGCUGCUGUGAUCCUCAGCUUCGGGAACGUCCUCAAUUACAUGGACAGAUGCACAGUAGCCGGCGUGGCGCUUGACAUCCAGAAGGAUUUCGAGGUAUCCGACAGCGUGGUUGCCUUGUUGCAAACAGUGUUCAUCUGCAGCUUCAUGGUGGCGGCUCCCAUCUUCGGUUACCUGGGCGACCGUUUCAACAGAAAAGCCAUCCUGAGCUGCGGCAUUUUUUUUUGGUCCACCGUUACGCUGUUGAGCUCCUUCAUCAGCAAAGAGUACUACUGGUUGUUUAUGCUCUCCCGCGGCCUGGUGGGCAUCGGAGAGUCCAGCUACUCGUCCAUCUCCCCCACCAUCAUUGGAGACUUGUUCACCAAUAACAAGCGUACCAUGAUGCUCUCUUUCUUCUACCUGGCCAUUCCCUUGGGAAGCGGAUUGGGUUACAUCCUGGGCACCAGCGCCAAGGUAGCUGCAGGAGACUGGCACUGGGCAUUGAGGGUGUCUCCGGUUUUGGGGAUGACUGCAGCAACCCUGAUCCUGCUCUUUGUGCCCGAGCCAAAGCGAGGAAGUGCCGACCAGAUGGGAGGACGAAUCAAAACCCAAACGUCGUGGUUGUGUGACAUGAAGGCGCUGGCUAAGAAUCGGAGCUACGUGUUCUCAUCCUUGGCGUCUGCCGCCGUUUCCUUUGCUACGGGCGUGUUUGGGAUAUGGAUUCCCAUCUACCUUGCCAGAGCUCAGGUGGUGCAGAAGACCGCGACUGCGGAACCGUGCGACAAAGAAAUCUGCAGCAGCACCGAGAGUCUCAUCUUUGGGGCAAUCACGUGCAUCACGGGCCUGUUGGGCGUGGUCAUUGGGGCCGCCACCACACGUCUAUGUCGGAAGAAGACGGAGCGGGCCGACCCCCUGGUGUGCGCCGUCAGCAUGCUGGGCUCGGCCAUCUUCAUCUGCCUUAUUUUUGUGGUGGCGAAGAAGAACAUCAUAGGAGCUUACGUCUGCAUCUUCAUAGGAGAGACGCUGCUCUUUCUGAACUGGGCCAUAACAGCCGACAUUUUAAUGUUUGUGGUUAUUCCCACACGGAGAGCAACGGCGGUGGCCUUCCAGAGCUUCACCUCUCACCUACUGGGUGAUGCAGGAAGUCCGUACCUAAUAGGCCUGAUCUCCGACAGCCUACGCGAGAGCUACAAGACGUCGGCGCUAUGGCACUUCCUCAGUCUGGGCUACGCCCUCAUGCUAUGUCCCUUCAUCAUCGUCCUGGGGGGCAUGUUCUUCCUGGCCACUGCGCUCUUCUUUCUGGAUGACCGAGACAAGGCUCAGAAUCAGUUGAGCCAGCUCUCUCGGCCCUCGACUUCCGUCAAGAUGUGAUCAGGUGACACCCAAGCGAUGAAGCAGCAGCCGAGACCACAAAGUGGAGCUCAAUCUCAAGCCCGUCCGUGCCCUCGUUGGACGGCCGGCAUCCUCCGUUGCUGCUCCUCGUUUUAACUCUUACUUGAGCACGAGGGGAGGGAGCGUCUUGCCCCUUCUUGGAGACGCCUCCGAAAUGGCAAGCUGGUGAGAAGACGCACAGCGGCGUGCCAACCUGACAACUGGUGUCCUCCUCACCUCUGCCCGAGAGGAUCCACUGAACUUUUACUCCGAGGAGGAGGAGGAGAUGACCUCCGUGACAUCUCUUGAUGCCAUACUACUGAAUGCUGACCAUGAACCUGCCCUGUCUGUCUGUCUGUCUGUCUUUGCCUGUCUGUUGGCCGUCAAUCUGCACCAAGUGCCAUACAUAGCGUCAUUACAUUCCUUCCGACUUUGCACUGACCACCCUCAUGACAUCACCACCGACUAUGUUUACAUGCACGACUCAGCCGCUCAAACGGAAAGAUAACACAAACCCGUUUUGUGGAUUCCUGUAAACAGACCAAAGCCGCAAACUUCCGAAAUACUGCAGGAAAACCUGCAAGUGCUCAAAUGCAAAGGCGUGUUUACCUGCCACCAUCGCGUCACAAACGAGGCCGUGCGUGUAAACACAGUCUUCAUCCGAGAGCCAAAAAUUUUACCGUGCAUGGGUCAGUGAAUCAGCCUUAAAGUGCUUCUGUCCGUAGAGCAAAGCAGCUGUUGCCACCGAGCCUCCGAUCCUUUUUGAGUUCGGAAAUCACAACACGACGGGGAUGCUUCUGAUAAUUCUAUUUCACGAUCUUUAUUUUAAUGUGAGGUCCGUUUUAAAAGUUGGAGGAUGCUGCCCGUUUCUGAGGGAUCAACACGUUAUAAGCUGGGUGGUUCAAAAAAACAAAAAAAAACACUGGAUUAUAUAUUUUAUAAUUUAUACUAUGUAUAUAUGGUUUUACCCUUAUAAAAAAAGAAAUGACAUAUUAUUGUGACUUGUAUAAAGGGUUGUUUUGAUGUACAUGGGAAGCAAUACUUUUUUUUUUUUUGUGGAAGCUUUUUAGGCAGUGUGGCCUUAUCAGUGAGCUGGCUUUCUCACUCUCUGAUGCUUUGGUUUUGAAUUUCUGGAGCCAAAAUGCCCUCACAGAAGCUCUUUUUAAAGACAGACUUUAAGUCCAGCCCACACUGGAUAGAAUAACAUCUACCCUAUAUUUGAGCAAUCUCAUGCCUUGACCAGAAAAGAACCUUUGACAUGAGCUGCGGUUGCAGCCAUUAGUUUAUUGCUGGAGGAAAUCGGAAUCCCAGACAGGAAAAGGAAAAUGUUCCGACAGAUAAGCGAGGAUCCCUCAAAUCCAUUAUAGUUUCCAAAAUGCAGUUGAAGACAACAUUUUAAAUUUCAACCAUGAGAAAAACAAAUUUGAUUGCAUUCCGUUUAAAAGAAGGAAGUGGAUGCAAUUUGCUGAAACCUUAAAGCCACUAAUAAAAGCCCAAGUUUUGAAAUAGAUGCAUGAAAGGGAAAAAGGAAAAUCACUUCAGGCUUGCAAGGAAAUAGACGUGACAAGGAUGAGUUGACCUUGGUGGAGGGAGGGAUGAAAGAGUCUUUCUCGCACUGAGCAUGUGGGGGGGGGGGGGGGGGUCGCGACCUCGGCGACGGAUGAUUAGCUUUAGCUUCUCUCCAUGUGGAGCUCACUGAAUGUGAUUGUGUGCAACCUGAUGCAUUUCGAAACUUGCAUCCUCUUAAUAAUCGACCGGUAAGCUUCUUACUGUCCUGAAUUUUUAUUAUCACCAAAUGUUUUAAUGAAUUAUUUGAAAUUUUAUAUAUAUAUGCGCAGCAAUGGUAAUAUAUUGUAAAGUGAUGGCUUGGAUGCAAUGUAUUUAUUUGUUUAGCAUAAUGAUGAAGGGAAUUGUAAGGUUUGUGUAAAUUACACUUUAAUUCAUGUCAUUGAUUUUGGUCUCCCUUUUCUAUGUCGAUGAAAACACAGUAAGAUUUUAAUUGACUGAGGCUUAUCUCAUGCAUUUUAAACACAGAAGGCUUCAUUUUGUAUUUUUUUUUUUUUUUUUUUAGGAACAACUGGUUGAACCAUUUUGCACAUUAACAUUCAGGGAUUUAUUUCAACAAUAGCGUAGCAUCCAUCUCUAUCCCAGAGGUCAUUUCAUGAUCACGUCAAGGCAUCGAUCAAAAAGUGGAUCGUGAAUUGAUUUGCCAAAUUUAGUUUAGUAUCAGUCCUUAAGUAUGUCUCUGUAUCUACUAAGUCAAUGUUAACCAUCACCGAGGUGAUGUGUUGAGAAUGCAUUUUUUCUUGUCAUACAAGAAUUUUGUAUAUACAGUAAAGAAACCUGCACUAUUUCUGAUGUUCAAGCAGAAAACAAAAAGGUUAUUUUUAUUUUCAGGCAGGCUUACCCGCGAGAAGUGUGAAUUGAUUUUAUUCUAGAACUGAACUGUGAUGCUCCCGCCAUGGGUUGUUAAAAAAAAUGUACACAUCUGUAAUUCAAAUAAACCUACAAUAUUUAAUCACCUUA